This is a messenger RNA of Liolophura sinensis, 6491 nucleotides long. RefSeq lists its product as uncharacterized. The record is from RefSeq and is a predicted model, not a curated record. Bases 1 to 6246 code for a protein of 2081 amino acids. NCBI's taxonomy places the organism in Eukaryota, Metazoa, Mollusca, Polyplacophora, Chitonida, Chitonidae. The transcript has 16 exons.
AUGCCGUCAGUCAAUCCUUGUUCAUCAAAAACUCUGGUGAAAAAAACAAGGUCACAUGGUAUGGGAUGUUCUGUCAUAGCAAACAAAGCACAACUCGUGGAGAAAGGAAAUCCAUCUUCACUGAAAAGAAACCCAAUCAAAACCAACAAGUAUGGUAAAGAGGGUAAAAUGCCACAAGUGAAAAAUGCGAACAAGAUGGGGACAAAUGAGAGACUGAUAAAGAGUGAUAAUAAAGGGGAGACAAUCAAGCAAGGCUGGACAGUGGGAGAAAACAAGGAGAAAUGUAACGUUUCUAGGCCGCGUGUGCCAACACCACCAGCAUCCCUACCACCACCAACCGAUAACACGCUAAUGGAGAGUGACAAAGAAAAAACAAUCCAAAUAGCUGAAAAUGAAAAUAACGACGGUUUGUCCAAGACAGUUGAGGACACACCAGGAAAUAGUUCUCUACAGGAGAGGAGGCCUUGUGAGAGUUUGGAAGGGGCCAUGGAAUUCAACGACACCCUUAAAAUGGACGAUAGUUUAAUGAAGAAUAAAACCAUGGCGAGACAGGAUAGAAAGAAUGAGCAUCAAGAUGUGUUAGUCUCAAGAAAAUCCGAAGUGAUCAGAGGGAAAACCAAGUUAGGAAAUAUAACAUCCUUGCAAGAACCAAAGAUUGUUGUUCGCCCCACACGAGGAAGUCACGCUGCCAGAAGUCUGGCACCAGCCAGUCUUAACAGUGAUGGCAAACCAAUACCGCGGCCAAGUCGUAGAUCUUCCAGUAAUCCGUCCACAGCUAAUGAAACUGAAAAACCGACUCACUUUGAAAAGAAGUUUCAGGCAAAGAAGAAACCAUCUCGUCCCAAGACAAGGGUAACGAUGAUCGAGACACCCAGAAAGCCGAUCUGGGAAAGAUACAAGAAACCCGAGACAAACUCCGCGGAGUGUAAAAAUGUGAAUACUGUGGGGAUGAAGAAGGUUACCAGAGUGCGGAGAGCAACGAACCCAUCGGCUCCCAUUACAUUUCCGCCGGAAAACAGUCCCAAGGCAUCUCUAGCAAUGUCCGAAACCGGAGACCCUAAAAUGUUGCCCUCUAAAAGCAACUCAAGUUCUGAGACAACUGUGGCAAUAUCUGGAACGGAAAUCUCUACAGCAUUUCCAACCAAGAUUAGCUCGGACAAUGACGUGGUUGCGGACACGGACGAUUCUUCAAAGAACAGCAAAGAGAUUAACUUAUUAGAUUUGCCAAUUAGCGAAAUUACUGACAUCGAGACAGAUCAACUCCACGGAGACUAUUCAGCUGUUAUCGCGAUCGGAGGCCCCGAACAAGAUUCCUCCACUGCACCUACCCAGCUUUUUUUGUCUAAAGGAAACAUGGAAUUGCUCAUUGACUUCGGUGAACCUGAGUUCUCGGUGGUAGGGUCAGACUCUUUAGAAACACUUGUUAAUCACAACUGUAGUCAAAGUGUGGAUCAAUCCAACAGCUCAGGAAAUCUACAUAAUUUGGAAAUCCCGGGAAAGCUAAUUACUAGUGGUGAAGACUCAUUAACUGAUCCAUACCAGGACGUAUCCAUCCAUUCAGAAAAGCAUACAUGUGGAAAUUUGGUUUACUCAAAUUUGUCGACACAAGGAAUGCUUAAGCCACUGAAAGUUCAGACUGAGGACAGUGAAAAGUAUGUAAAAAAAGAAGAGACAUCAUCCAAACAGAUACUGGAAGUGAAUCAAAACGAUGCUCCUGUUAUAACUUCGUGUAGUAGCAAUGGCGCAGCAAACUCAAAAGUAGGAAAUGAGGCAAAUUCCCAGAUAUCCCCAUAUUUUGACCUGGAACAAGUACAAUGGAAUUCAGGUUUAUGUGCUCGAGACUUGAACGAAAAACCGAAAGGUAAUCAGACAUUAUGCAUCCAGUGCAAAAGCAGUCCUGUGGUCCCGCUAUUAUCAAAUAAUGUUUGUAGUGACAGUUCUCAUCACAAUGGUGUAUCCAACGAGUCUGACGGAUUGAGCGGUUUAAACAAUUUGAUGUUUACACAACUUUCACAGUUUGGACAAAACAGACCAGUCCAGCAAAUAUCUGAAGCGAAUGGGGUUCCUCUAGCUUCCACCUCCGGUCCCACUGGAAUACCGCUCACGACGCCGAUUCACGAUCAAGAGCGGACUUAUGAAGAGUCUAAUUUAUUAGAAGGCUUGAAGAAAAGCGGUGAAAAACCACUAAGUGGUGAUAGGGCCGUACAAUCCUCAACUCUGGAUGUUUGUAAUGAUGUGAAAGAUUCAGCCCAGCAAAUAAUUGAUGAAGGCACACCAGUUAAAGCCCACAAGAAGGUUGACAAGAACUGCAAUGAACAAAGAACAGACCAGGUAGACAAAAGCGAUGUUUCACGGAUGGAAGAGUCGUCUGUUACUUUGAGGAGAAAAAGGAAGUCUUUUAUACCUAUCCCAAUAAGUCGACUGUCUUCGAAUAGGAGACAUGAGACAUCAAUAGAUAAUUCCAGGUUAUCAGUUUUGGAAAAUCGAUCAUCUGAAGUGCCUGACCAUAGAGUCAACUUACCAACCGAAUCAUGCAAGGAAACGUUAAAAGAUGGGGAUGGAGGGCGGAAAAGCCCUGUCAAUUCUAGAAGUGAGGGAGACGAACGUAGUGCUGAGAGAAUUGCACACAGAAAAAAGAUUAGUAUCUCUGUGGGACCAAGCACGAACAAAACCUUUCGUCUGCGAACGGAGUCUUUAAAAAAGGACGUUGUGGAAAAGGCAUCUAAGAAGAAAUCCACACGAGUUACUCUGAAGAGGUCCAAAACAGCUCCAAGUCCCAGAUCGACGGACGCUUCUGAACAGAGCGUAGCUAAUGCCAAAGUGCGGGUGUCUAGAAAAGACCGACUGUCUGGUGAAAAGGAGGACGUCAGUAAUAAACACGCAAUCAACAAACGCCCUAUCAAGAAAAGAUCAAGUUCAGACAUGGAGGGUAAAUUCUGUUCUCAAGAGAAUGAGAAACUGAAUAUUGAUAACGAAAAUGGAGGAAUUGAACAAGAUGCGGACAAGGAUAAAACGUUAGUUUCCGUUGUUAAAGCUGAAAUACCACCAACUUUGAAGCCAAGCCCAAAAAUCGUAAAUGUUUUGUCAGAAAGCAAUCCAGUAAUAAGCGAAUUGGACCCACUACACGAACAUGCCGACAAACAUCAAACAAGUCAUGCAACUAUUACUUUCAAAUAUCCACGAACUUUUGCCCUGAAAGACUUCUGUCCAAAAGUAGAUUGGUCCAAUUGCGAUGAACGAGCGCAGUCAGCGGUUGAUCCUAAAAGAACACCACGAAAGGAAAAUCCAGACAGUGAGUGCUUUGAGAGCUUGACACAAACAGAACAAAAGCAUCUUACUGAAUGCAGACGAUCGGGAUCACUAAGUAACUGUAAAGAAGAGACCACGAAAGAUCAACGUGAAAAUGUGUUGAAAGAAACGGGAAAACAGAUCAUUGAGUCAUACUUGGAUAAACAAGUGGAAAUUCGCAAGUUGUCCCCCGAAGCUCGUCAUCGGGAGGUCGUGCGCUGGGCCUGUGACCGUAAUCAACAUCUGCCCACCGAACAUGUUCAUUAUUCCUCGGAUAUAAAGCUGCUUUCGGAUGAACUGACUGGCAGCAGGAAGGAACAGAACUUUGUGGGAGUGUGCUCAACACCGCACACUUUACUUCGUGGUAACGGGCGAUCCGAUGGAGAAGUUUGCUGCAGUAGAAAGCAGAGUAGCACCGCCACAUGCACACCACUGCUCAUGUUACUUAUCAAGGCUCACAUGCAGCAGCUGUCUCAGUCUUAUCCACAAAUUUCUCUGUGCCUGGAGAAUUACCGAAACUAUUAUCCUCUCCAAAGAAAGAUACUUCUCCUGAAUCCGUUCUGUUUUAUUUCCUUGGAAUACCAAAACGAGUUAACCAAACCCGUUUUGCUGAAAGCGCUUUCUGGUCCGAUGAAGAGAGAUGAUGUGAAGGUGACGGAAGUUGGGGAAGUUACAUAUCAAACCGAAAACUGGGAAACACAGCAAGAGAUCCCCAGUCAAGAAAACGUGACCAAGCAACAAAUGUAUCCAUUCGACCCUGCAAAACUGGGAAUUGUUUUGAAAUGGCUUAUUGAAAAAUUCCAUGAAACAUCUCAAUACAUGCAUAUGAUGGAAAGUCAGCAAAAUGAGAGGAUGACGGCGUCAAUGAAGUCCUGUGACUCCCCCAAUACCCAUGAUUCCAUAGCGGAAAUGACGUGUGAUGAAGAGAUAAGUUGGUAUGGCGUAUUGCGUUCCUCAAGCGAGCAGGGGCUGGUAGAAGACAAGUUUACAACAGACAGGAAUGCGCUGAUGUCAGACUGCAAUUGGACACAAGACCAUGACACGUCCACAGCUGGGAUCAACUCUGAAGAAGAUGAGGCCAUCAUACCGAUAUUUUCUCAUGUAGAAGAUGAAACAAGCCAUAUGACUGGUUUGGGGGACAAUACCGAGACGGCGUUAAGGAUUGGUCAACACCAGGAGGAUCACCAUACCUACAGAUUUGUGCUCUAUUCUUCUAUCGGGGCUCAGAGCGAGAAGACAAAGAAACAUCCGGCGUAUCCUGCAUUUGGUAAGAGAUUAAUAAGCGAAUUGGACCCACUACACGAACAUGCCGACAAACAUCAAACAAGUCAUGCAACUAUUACUUACAAAUAUCCACGAAGUUUUGCCCUGAAAGACUUCUGUCCAAAAGUAGAUUGGUCCAAUUGCGAUGAACGAGCGCAGGCAGCGGUUGAUCCUGAAAGAACACCACGAAAGGAAAAUCCAGACAGUGAGUGCUUUGAGAGCUUGACACAAACAGAACAAAAGCAUCUUACUGAAUGCAGACGAUCGGGAUCACUAAGUAACUGUAAAGAAGAGACCACGAAAGAUCAACGUGAAAAUGUGUUCAAAGAAACGGGAAAACAGAUCAUUGAGUCAUACUUGGAUAAACAAGUGGAAAUUCGCAAGUUGUCCCCCGAAGCUCGUCAUCGGGAGGUCGUGCGCUGGGCCUGUGACCGUAAUCAACAGCUGCCCACCGAACAUGUUCAUUAUUCCUCGGAUAUAAAGCUGCUUUCGGAUGAACUGACUGGCAGCAGGAAGGAACAGAACUUUGUGGGAGUGUGCUCAACACCGCACACUUUACUUCGUGGUAACGGGCGAUCCGAUGGAGAAGUUUGCUGCAGUAGAAAGCAGAGUAGCACCGCCACAUGCACACCACUGCUCAUGUUACUUAUCAAGGCUCACAUGCAGCAGCUGUCUCAGUCUUAUCCACAAAUUUCUCUGUGCCUGGAGAAUUACCGAAACUAUUAUCCUCUCCAAAGAAAGAUACUUCUCCUGAAUCCGUUCUGUUUUAUUUCCUUGGAAUACCAAAACGAGUUAACCAAACCCGUUUUGCUGAAAGCGCUUUCUGGUCCGAUGAAGAGAGAUGAUGUGAAGGUGACGGAAGUUGAGGAAGUUACAUAUCAAACCGAAAACUGGGAAACACAGCAAGAGAUCCCCAGUCAAGAAAACGUGACCAAGCAACAAAUGUAUCCAUUCGACCCUGCAAAACUGGGAAUUGUUUUGAAAUGGCUUAUUGAAAAAUUCCAUGAAACAUCUCAAUACAUGCAUAUGAUGGAAAGUCAGCAAAAUGAGAGGAUGACGGCGUCAAUGAAGUCCUGUGACUCCCCCAAUACCCAUGAUUCCAUAGCGGAAAUGACGUGUGAUGAAGAGAUAAGUUGGUAUGGCGUAUUGCGUUCCGCAAGCGAGCAGGGGCUGGUAGAAGACAAGUUUACAACAGACAGGGAUGCGCUGAUGUCAGACGGCGAUUGGAUACAAGACCAUGACACGUCCACAGCUGGGAUCAACUCUGACGAAGAUGAGGCCAUCAUACCGAUAUUUUCUCAUGUAGAAGAUGAAACAAGCCAUAUGAUUGGUUUGGGGGACAAUACCGAGACGGCGUUAAGGAUUGGUCAACACCAGGAGGAUCACCAUACCUACAGAUUUGUGCUCUAUUCUUCUAUCGUGAUGUUAAAAGUCGAAAGUCCACAACCACGACGGAAAACUUUGGGAACAAGGGAGGCUACUCCAACAAGACAAAUCUCGAGGGAAAGGGGGCAAAACUGCGACCCUGACAAGUCACCUGGAAGAAGAAUUUGGGACAAAUUGGGGCUCAGAGCGAGAAGACAAAGAAACAUCCGGCGUAUUCCUGCAUUUGGUAAAUCAAGGGAUUCUGUUCGGAGACGUAUGGGCUUUCUAUUUAGCUGUCUGUCAAAGCAGAAACAGCGCAGUCGGGCCUGAUUUGGCACGAAUUACAAGUUGUAUGAGAUUGAAAACGUCGAUAAUUAAAACUGACAUCUAUUUAACGUUGUCUACAACAAGAGAUUAGGAAAACAAAGAUAGACAAAGAUUAUUAAAACCCUGUGUGUAGUUUUAUUGUAAAUUAUCAUUUCAGUAUAACAGAAUAAAUGAGUUAAACUAUUGAAUAUUCAAAUAAAACUGUGUAAUGUUUCCAAAGUUUUACACAAAUGUGUGCUCCCAUUUUC